AUGACGAGUGGCUCUUUGAGCGGCGAACCUGACGCCAUGGCGGGCAAUGGGACAGCGCGGGCAGGGGUCUUCCUAGCCUCUCUUACUGACAUCCAUGUGCCGCCAGUGCUGUACGCCUCAUUCGCUGGACUCUUCACGCUCUUCAUGAUCGUGAACAGGUUUGCGUCUCCAAAGAUUGAAGAUGGCGAGCCGCCUACGCUGAAACCUACAAUUCCCUUCAUCGGCCAUCUGUUGGGCAUGCUCCGGAAUCCGACCCAUUACAUGAAGAUCCUCCAGAAAAAGAACAUGCCAAUUGCCACGCUACCCAUUCUGAACGGCAAGUUGUAUACCGUCUGGGAUCCCUUGCUGGUACAGGCCGUCUUCAAGAACAAGAAUUUGUCAAUGGAGCCGUUCAGUCUCGAAUUCUCGCAAAGGGAAUUGGGUUUCGGCAAUGAUUUUCUCAAGCUUCUGCAAACUACAACCAUGGUGCAUGAUACAUUUGAAGCAAUGCAUCAAGCUAUGACGUCGACGAAUGUACGACGGAUGAAUGCCAACGCCCUUGGAUAUAUAUCCGGGGCCUUGGAUGAGAUCCGCAUCGACAAACCCCUUGAGGUUUCAAAUUCAUAUCUAUGGGUCCGAAAUCUAAUGACGUUGGCCACUACGCAGGCAUUAUAUGGACCUGACAACCCGUUCAGAAAGGAUGACAGUUUGCUUCAGGAAAUUUGGACAUUUGAUGAAGGCCUAGCCUGGCUCAUGUUCGGCGUUGCUACGACAGUUACAGCACGAAGGUGUUACCAGGCACGCACCAGACUUCAGGCUGUACUGAAUAAGUAUUACGAACAUAACAAGCAUCUUCACGCCGAUGCUGCACAAAUCACCAAGAACCGUGCCGCAGCGUUAAGGAAACAUGGUAUUCCCGAAAACAAAACCGGCGAUAUUGAGAUUGUCCUGCUCCACGUUGCAGUGACCAACACAAUCCCGGCACUUUUCUGGUUUAUGACGCAGGUGUUUACCCAUCCGGAACUGGUUUCCCUUCUUCGGGAAGAAGUGGGGCCCAUAGCACAGCGAGCGAACAACAAUGUCACGAUAGAUAUCAGCGAGCUGGACGAGACGUGUCCCCUUCUCGUGAGCUGCUAUCGCGAGUCCAUGCGACUUUGCAAUAAGGGACUAUCCCAUCGCCGAGUAUUGGAGGAUACCACUAUCUCGGAUGGUAAUGGAAGGUCAUACCUCCUGAAAAAGGGUUGCAACGUGGAGAUGUCGCAGGAAGUCUGCCACAGCUUGGAGAGGGCUUGGGGACCAGACUGGGGAACGUUCAUGCCGGACAGAUUUGUCGAAUCCAAACCCAAUAAGUUGCAUGAUGAAGCAGAGAAGCUAAGAAAGGCUGCAUUUGUGCCAUUCGGAGGUGGCAAGCACCUUUGUCCUGGCCGCAACUUCGCGUUUGCAGAAACCAUGGGACUCAUGGUGUCUCUGGUGCUCGGUUUCAAUGUCACACUGUUGGAUAAAGAGAUGAGGCCCACCACGGAGCCGGUCAAAAUGGACCGUUGUACACUGAUUAGCUCUAUCGUCAGACCUGUUGGCAACGGUGAAGGUCUCGGCGUCAAGAUCGAGAGACGGGAAGGGUGGGAAGAGGUGAAGUGGCACUACACCAGUUGA
Colletotrichum truncatum is the source of this 1632-nucleotide messenger RNA. RefSeq lists its product as uncharacterized. The record is from RefSeq and is a predicted model, not a curated record. Gene Ontology annotation, molecular function: heme binding; iron ion binding; monooxygenase activity. NCBI's taxonomy places the organism in Eukaryota, Fungi, Ascomycota, Sordariomycetes, Glomerellales, Glomerellaceae.